AUGUCACUAUAUGAUUCACCAGAAAUAUCUUUACCAAGCGAAGCUGUUCUUAAUCUUUCUCAAGGUACAGUUAGUGAAACACUAUCAAAACCGCGACCAUGGUAUGCAUUAAGUGUCAAAGGUCGUGAACCAUAUAUACGUAUGUAUAGUUGGUUUUGUGACACCGACAAUGUACAAAAAUUACUUGCUUCGAAACAAGAACGAGAUAUUCUACGUCGUAGUAUUCGUCCUACAACAAAAUCACAGAAUCAUGAUACAGAAAGUAACAAUAAUCCUACUUUAAAACGUCGAUAUAUAUCUACAGAAGAUCAACGUCGUAGAUUGAAACAAAUAUUCGAAAGUGAACCUUAUCUAAGUCAAGCAAAAUUAGAACAACUCGUUGAUGAAUUAUCCUUGCCAAUGAACAAAAUAUCGAAUUGGUUUCAUAUUGCCCGAAUGGGAACUAAACCUAAUACGUAUACGAAAGAUACAAAUAAAAUAUCUUCGACGCCUUUAACUGAUAAUAAUGAUGACGAUGAUGAUGAUAAUGAUGAAGAUAAUACUUUACCAACAAUUGUACCCUUAAAUAAUUCAUGGUUUAAUACGACAAAUGAUUCAGAUAGUUCGACUAGUCCAAUUAGUUUAGCAACAUCAUCAACAAAUAUUAUCUCUUUAAUCGACGAACAAAAGCCUACUCUUUCGAUAUCUACAUUUAGUUCAAGUAAACGAUUUCAUGAACUUGAUAAACGUUGUCGAGAUUUUGAAAAUGCAAAUAAUGAAUUAAAACAAUUGAAUAUUCAACUUAAAAAAGAUUUAUUAAGUGUUAGUGGUGUUACUGAAUUAUUUCGACGAGGACCUGAAGGACAAACAAGUAAUAGUAAUUCAAAUGAAACUAUAAUAAUUGAAGAUGUAUUAAAUCAAUCAUCGACAUCUCCAGCAUCGUUUAAGAAUUCGUUUUCACAUGUUUCAUCACGUGAUACAACAUCGGAUGAAGCAUUAACUGCUAUUGUUAUUAGUCAACGUGAACGAUUUCGUAUUCGUAAUGUUGAAUUAGAGCACACAACACGUGGAACAGAUGAUCCUAUUGAUCGGUAUUCACGUGGUUAUGAUGCAUCAUUGGAUCCGUUUACUAAUUUUACGAAACAAGAAAAACAAAAGAAAUAUGAAUCACUUAAAAUUCAUGAAAAAUUUGCUUUAAACUUUGGUAAAUUUAUUCUCUCAUCACAUCAAAGUCGAACAUUUUUUGUCAUUUAUUUUAUUCUCGUUCAUAUUCUUAUCUUUCUUUCUCUUUAUAAAAUGGUUCAUGUUGGUUCAUCUGUACGUGAUAUGUCACAAGUUUGUUUUGAUAAAUUUCGAGAACAUAUGGCAGGUGUACAUGGAGAAAAGAAUUUUCAUUUUGAACAUGGCCAUGCUCAUGCUCAUGCUCCACCAGGUGUCGUUCUAGCUGCAGCACCACCACCUCAUCGAUAG
Adineta steineri is the source of this 1449-nucleotide messenger RNA. The record is from the annotation of a GenBank genome assembly. NCBI's taxonomy places the organism in Eukaryota, Metazoa, Rotifera, Eurotatoria, Adinetida, Adinetidae.